AUGGUGAAAUGUUGCUCGGCCAUUGGAUGUGCUUCUCGCUGUUUACCAAAUUCCAAGUUAAAAGGAUUGACGUUUCACGUGUUCCCCACAGAUGAACACAUGAAAAGAAAAUGGGUUUUAGCAAUGAAAAGACUUGAUGUGAAUACUGCAGGUAUUUGGGAGCCUAAAAAAGGAGAUGUGUUGUGUUCAAGACACUUUAAAAAGGCAGAUUUUGAUAGAAGUGCUCCAAAUAUAAAACUCAAACCUGGAGUCAUACCUUCUGUCUUUGAUUCCCCAUCUCAUUUGAAGGGGAAAAGAGAAAAGCUUCAUUAUCGAAAAAACUUUAUUCUCAAAGCACUUCCAGUCACAGACCACAGUCACCAGCUUGUUGGAGCUUCCUCAUGUACUGAAGAAUUUCAAUCCCAUUUUAUUUUUGAGCAUAGCUACAGUGUAAUGGACAGUCCAAAGAAGCUUAAGCAUAAAUUAGAUCAUGUGAUCAGCGAGCUAGAAGAUGCCAAGGAAACUCUGCGGAAUGUAUUAGACCGAGAAAAACAAUUGCAACAAUCACUGAAAAAGACAAUCAGGGAAUUAAAGGAAGAAGGUCUCAUCAGCCAAGAAACAGCAAAUAGACUGGAAGCUUUCUGUUGGGAGUGUUGUCAGGAGGACAUAGAAGAAGAGACUUUAUUUCAUGAAAUAAUCGCAUCUGCCUAA
Elephantulus edwardii (Cape elephant shrew) is the source of this 690-nucleotide messenger RNA. It is a transcript of the gene THAP6, whose product is annotated as THAP domain containing 6. The coding region runs from base 1 to 690 and encodes 229 amino acids. The transcript has 4 exons. NCBI's taxonomy places the organism in Eukaryota, Metazoa, Chordata, Mammalia, Macroscelidea, Macroscelididae. The record is from RefSeq and is a predicted model, not a curated record.